GUUUAUAAGUUGGACAUGUGUCUUUGCGAGACCGCGAGUCGAGGCUGAGCAGGGUUUGGUGGACCAGCGAUGGCCGGGAAGAAUGUGUGCGUGUCCGACUUUGAGGCGGAAGCCAAGAAGGUUCUUCCUAAGGCCGUCUACGACUACUACCGCUCUGGAGCUGAGGAGGAAACCACGCUGGCUGACAAUGUUGCUGCAUUUAAGAGGUGGCGCCUGAUCCCCCGGGUGUUGAGGGACGUGUCCUCGGUGGACCUGUGUGUGUCUGUGCUGGGACACCAGCUCACCAUGCCGCUGUGUGUGGCAGCCACCGCCAUGCAGAGGAUGGCUCACCCCCAUGGAGAGACAGCUACUGCAAGAGCAUGCCAAGCAAUGGGCACGGGGAUGAUGGUGAGCUCGUGGGCCACCUCCACUAUAGAGGAAGUGAUGUCAGCGAUGACGACCUCCCCUGGUGCCGGGGGCGUUCUGUGGCUGCAGCUCUACAUCUACAAGGACCGGCAGCUCACGCUCUCGCUGGUUCGCCGGGCGGAGCAGGCGGGCUAUAAGGCCAUCUUUGUUACCGUGGAUACGCCGUACUUGGGGAGGAGACUAGAUGACAUGCGGAACUGCUUUAAACUGCCUUCGCAUCUGAGCUUGUCCAACUUCUCCACAGCCUCCUUGUCUUUCUCUGAGGGUGACUAUGGGAGUGACAGUGGUUUGGCUGUGUACGUCGCAAAAGCAAUAGAUCCCACUCUCUGCUGGGAUGACAUUAACUGGCUCAAGAAACACACACACCUGCCAGUGAUUGUGAAAGGAAUCAUCACUGGGGAAGAUGCCGCACAAGCAGUGAAGCAUGGCGUCGAUGGCAUCUUGGUGUCCAACCAUGGUGCACGGCAACUGGAUGGGGUUUCGGCCACGCUGGAUGUGUUGGAAGAGGUUUCGGAAGCAGUGCAAGGACGCUGCGACGUCUACCUGGAUGGCGGAGUGAGGCGAGGGACGGAUGUCAUAAAAGCGCUCGCUUUGGGAGCAAAGGCGGUUUUCAUCGGCCGCCCUGUGCUGUGGGGCCUCGCCUGUGAGGGUGAACAAGGUGUUAUUCAGGUCCUGCAGCUUCUCAAAGACGAGCUGACACUAGCUAUGGCCUUAGCAGGUUGUAGGUCCUUAUCGGAGGUGAGCAGGUCUCUGGUCAGAAGAGCGGAGGUCACAUCCAGAAUAUAACAUGGAUCACCACACCAAUAACUUCUAAGGGCUUCGAAUUGCAUCAUUAUUACAUGUUAUACAGUUGUUAUAGUUGGCAUUAUUCUUUUAAUCAAACAUCAUUGAAUGUACAUCUGAACUUCUUGACAUAUAAGAACUCAGCUUUGAAUUGGUCACUCAGCAGCAUUGUGACCAAAAAAAUACAGUUUCAGAACAAACGUUUGAUUUAAGUGAAUUGAGCAAGUAUAAUAGGAUAUUCCAUCUUACACUUGAUAUUGUAUAUUUCUUUGGAUAAACUAGACAGCGACAAGGUGGACAUUUGUACAUUCAAAAUGGCCGUUUGUGUGAGCCGUUCAAUUAAUAAAUCAAAAGUAAACUACAGUAAAGCCUGAUUAUGUUGAUGCCCCUCAGACUGGCUGACAGACAAUAUAGGCAGUUGUUGACAUAACCAAAAUCAAACCUAGCCAAUAAUUUGUGGCUUUAGACAGAGACAUCAAGAGAAUGGAUGGUAAUAAAGGAUUUUUUUUACCUAUCUAUUUUUAUGUUUUCAUUUGCAGCACCAAGUUGGUAUUAUGUCUUGAAGACAUUGACAGUCAAACAUUUGUACAUGCACACAUCUUUUUUGUUAGUAAAGUGAAAAUGUUUUGUUUUUUUAUAGGUUCAUUUUGCUAGUGGCUGUGGUAAAAUCGAGGUUAAUACUACCAUGCUUUUAUUGUGAAGCCUGUUUUGCACCAAAAAGGAAGUCAUCGUGUACAUGUUUUAAUGUUGGGUAAGAGACAGUAGUUAUGUUGCUAUUGUUGUUUUACACUGCUUAGUGACAAUGAUAAAGUGUCAAUGCAGUACGACACGUUAACAUAAACAUUGUCAUGAUCUGUGGUCUGGAUCAUGUUGUCUGUUAUUUUCUGUUAGUUUUGGACUCUUUUAGUUCCCUGUUUAUGCUCCCUUGUUUAAUUACCAUGGCGACUCAUUAGUUUCACCUGCAUCAUGUGUUUGGAUCACGCACCUGCUCUAAUCAGAGACUAUUAUUUAAGCCUGUUUUUGCCAGUUAGUCGGCCUGGCGACAUUACUCUGUAUUUGUUCUGUACUGAUUGUUUCAUGCUCCUUUCAUGCCACAGGUUCAUGCAUUUUUUCACCAUAGUUCAUGUUGUUCGCUUCAUGCCGUGUCCAAGUAAGUUUUGCUUGUUCCACGCCAUUGUUUAUGCUGUUUGUUUCAUGCCACAAGUUUUGUGUUUGUUCCACGGAAGCUGCGACCCCCCACAGUCGUGACAAACAUGACCAAUUUUGCUUGUAAAUCUUUUGUCGCCAAAAGCUAACGGCUAUAUCGAAGUCGACUUAAGCGGGUACUUUUGAGUAACAAAAAAACAGUGGAAAAGGACUUGAUGAAUUGGUCAACUGUACUGAUGUUAAUACAUAAUUAUUUUUGCAUAUCCAUAAAAUACCAAAAUGGAGAUGGCGAUCACAAUGUUCAAACAUGUGAAUUGAGCUUUGAUAUCUAUGUCGUCAGUUUGAGUAGCUGGAAGAAGGGCACUGUUUGAUUUCCAGUUUAUUACACGACUAAACCACAUAUUGAUACAUAGGAGACAGUCUAAGAACUAAUGUAAUGUUUGCCAGCAGUUGAGCGUAGUUUGUCAUAAUGCUCAUGGUCAGCCAUCUAUCACAGAGAAAAUGGUCUGGAAGGCGUAAGUGUCUAAUGUGUACGUUUCCACGUACUUUAAGACUACCACUUACGUAUGCGCAUGUUCUGAAUCAAAACACUGGGAUACAGUUAAAUAUCAAUGUAAGACUUUGCCCUUAUGUGGUUCGGACACUGGUUCACCAGGACUGGACCCUACACACACAUCUGCACGUUUCUAAGAAAUAGGGAUUGGGAGAGCGGUGACAAAGCCAAUCUAGUGUUUGGCUUAAUUUCAGGUAGCAGGCGUUAGUAGGCUUCUUUGGUUUUCUACUUCUCAUCGGUGGACAUGUCUCCAACGGGGACACAGGCGUCAGAUAGGAUGGAUAAUGACGUGGAUGAAGCUAUUGGGUCCGUUAGCCCCUGGACUCCAGAGAACUGCAGGAAGACAGAGACAGAAUGAUUCAUUAUUAAAUUACUAUAUUAUAUGAUUUAUGUAAAUUCAGAGUUUUUGAAGGCAUCAGCAAUUCUGAUUUAAUGCUCAUUAAUGCCUUUUAUAAUGCCACUUAAAACAAAUUUAUUGCCCAAGUCCUACUCCAGAUAGUUAUUAUAUAUGAUCAAAAGCUAACAAUUGUCUGUAUGGACAACAUCGUUAGCAUUAGACAAUGAUAAUUUUGAAUAGUUGAAACGUUUACAUUAACUGUUACUCUGUAGUGCAGUGUCACCAACCUUUUCUAGCCCAAGAUCCCUGUUCUCAAGAUCUACCCCUGCGUCAACAAUGCUAUAUUUAUAUAAUUUUGUUUGUUUUUGAAAGACAAAGCUUUUUGUAGUUUUUAUUGGCUGAUGUCAACAUUUUUGCUUUUUCUCAUUGUGUUUCUUGCUGCUUGUUUUCCAACUUUUGACAGUAUUUUUUGUUUUUUGUAAUGUGCUUAGGACCAAUGACAAAUGAGUCACAGGCCCCUGUGCCACAGUCACUGAUAUUAGUUUUUUUUUCUUAAUAUUUUCGCGAUCAACUGGUAGGGCCCAAAGAUUGACUGGCUGAUUGCGAUCGACGGGUUGGAGACUCCUGCUCUAGUACAUUACAAUACACUCACAAGACUGUUUAAUGUGAUUUUUUUCCUCCUGUUUUCAUUUAUUUUAUACAGAAAAGUUACUUUGUUGGUCAUGCCAAAGAAAUGUCGCACUGUGAACUGCUGCCUGCUCUUAAUGGGUGAUUUGUCAUCAGCUAAUAGUAUUUCUGAUUUCACUGCAUUGAUGCCCAUUCAGCAAAGUUUGGAAGUCUUUUCGCAUAAGCUGCAGAGCGCUUCUCUGGGUUUACUAAUGAUGACGAAGAAAAGAAAAAGCUCAGGAAAACGCCCCUCGCCCUAAAAGACAAAAUAAAACAAUUUUUAUCUAAAUCUAAAAAAACUGUAAUAUGAUGCUUUUGGGUUUUUUUGUAUUUUAUUUUGUUAUCCCUUGCACAAGUUUCAUGUUUCUUAUGUUUCUUAAUUCCCUCUGGUAGUUUUGUUUGAAUUUAUUAAUGUGUGAAAUUUAUAGAGAAAUAUAAUUUAUAUGUGCAUAUUUUGAAAAUAAUUAUAUAAACAUGUUUACUUGUAUGUU
Nerophis ophidion (straightnose pipefish) is the source of this 4381-nucleotide messenger RNA. It is a transcript of the gene hao1, whose product is annotated as hydroxyacid oxidase (glycolate oxidase) 1. Bases 70 to 1191 code for a protein of 373 amino acids. The transcript is spliced from 8 exons. NCBI's taxonomy places the organism in Eukaryota, Metazoa, Chordata, Actinopteri, Syngnathiformes, Syngnathidae. The record is from RefSeq and is a predicted model, not a curated record. Gene Ontology annotation, molecular function: FMN binding; oxidoreductase activity.